GGUCUUCGUUCUUCAACUAGUCUGUCGUCCUAAUAAUUGAAGGCAUAAAACCCUAAAGAAGCUAGCUUAAUAGCAACAUCCAAACAUUCCUUUACCUGCCAUUCAAAUUCGAGCUAAAUUAAACACCGCCGGUAUCGGGCGAGCAGCCCAUCAGCCACUUUUCAAAAUCUCUUUGGUCUCCCGAGAAAGAGAGGGAAAAAAGUUAAAAAAGGAUUUUUUCCCUUUAUUAUUUUGUAAUUUUUAUUAUAUAUUAUGCUUUCCUUUAGCCGCCCAUGGCUUUAAUCGUUGUUUGACGUCCCGUGUUCGGUUCUUCACAACCCCCACGAAAAUAUCUCUCUUAUAAAAAGGAAGGGGGGAAAUCGAUUUCAAUUUCACUCUUUUUCUUUACUUCUGGGUCCUUAUUCUUCUUGUGAAUCUCUGGUUUGUCCCUCGAAAUGGCUUCUGAGGAACAGUUAUCCGCCAUUAAGAGGGCGAAAGUGCUUAUGGUAGGGGCGGGAGGGAUUGGAUGUGAGCUUCUCAAGACACUUGCCCUCUCUGGGUUUCAAGAUAUUCAUAUUAUUGACAUGGACACUAUAGAAGUCAGCAACCUGAAUAGACAAUUUUUGUUCAGACAAUCCCAUGUUGGGCAGUCUAAGGCCAAGGUUGCUCGAGAUGCAGUUUUAAGAUUCAGGCCCAACAUAAGCAUUACACCAUACCAUGCAAAUGUUAAGGAGUCUCGCUUCAAUGUUGAUUUCUUUAAAGAGUUUGAUGUCGUGUUGAAUGGGUUGGAUAACUUAGAUGCAAGGCGCCAUGUAAAUCGUCUUUGCUUGGCGGUUGAUGUCCCAUUGGUUGAAAGUGGGACCACAGGGUUCUUGGGACAGGUUACUGUACAUUCGAAGGGAAAAACAGAGUGCUACGAGUGUCAGCCAAAACCUGCCCCAAAGACUUAUCCUGUUUGCACUAUUACGAGCACUCCAUCAAAGUUUGUUCAUUGUAUCGUGUGGGCUAAGGACCUGCUUUUUGCUAAGUUGUUUGGGGACAAGAAUCAGGAAAAUGAUUUGAAUGUGCGCUCUAGUGAUACUGGGAAUUCGUCUGAACAUUCAGUAGAUGUAUUUGAACAUAGAAAAGAUGAAGAUAUUGAACAUUAUGGAAGAAGAAUAUAUGAUCACGUAUUUGGUCAUAACAUAGAAGUUGCUCUAUCUAAUGAAGAAACAUGGAAAAACCGAAACAAACCACGACCUAUAUAUAGUAAAGACGUCCUGCCUGUGAAAAUGACUGAAGAGAAUGGAGACACAGAAAAAGAUAGUGCAACUGAUGAUGUUUCGGUCAUGGCAUCUCUGAGCUUGAAGAAUCCUCAGGAUAUAUGGAGUCUUUCUGAAAACUCGAGAGUCUUCCUUGAAGCUUUGAGAUUAUUUUUCUUGAAGAGAAGAAAGGAUAUAGGGAACCUUACUUUUGAUAAAGACGAUCAGUUGGCUGUGGAGUUUGUUACUGCCGCUGCAAAUAUCCGAGCUUCUUCUUUUGGGAUUCCUUUACAUAGUCUUUUUGAAGCUAAAGGAAUUGCGGGUAAUAUUGUGCAUGCUGUCGCGACAACAAACGCUAUCAUAGCUGGGUUGAUUGUGAUUGAAGCAAUUAAGGUUUUAAAAAAGGAUAACAACAAUUACAGGAUGACGUAUUGUCUGGAACAUCCUUCAAGAAAGUUGCUUCUAAUGCCCGUAGAACCCUAUGAGCCUAACAAAUCUUGCUACGUUUGUUCAGAGACGCCGCUAUCCCUUGAGGUUAAUAUGCACCAUUCUAAGUUGCGGGAUUUUGUUGAAAAGAUUGUUAAAGGCAAGCUCGGCAUGAACUUUCCUGUAAUUAUGCAAGGGGCGAGUAUUCUUUAUGAAGUUGGUGAAGAUCUCGAAGAGGAUAUGGUAGCAAUUUAUGCUGCAAACCUUGAGAAAGCUUUAUCUAAGCUGCCUUCUGCGGUUACUAGCGGGACUGUUCUCGCUGUAGAGGAUCUUCAACAGGAGUUCUCAUGCAGUAUCAAUAUCAAGCAUAGGGAAGAAUUUGACGAGGAGAAAGAACCCGAUGGAAUGGUUCUCUCUGGAUGGGUAGAAGCACCUGUUGAUAAGGACAAUAAUAAUAAGCCUAUUGGAAAUGGUGAAAGUACAUCCAACGCUUUGCCAUCAAAAGAGAUUCUGGAGUGUGAAAAGGAUGUUGAAAUUCAGGAAACAUCAGAGGGGACUGAAACCGUUACCAGGAAGAAAAGAAAACUGUCUGAGGUUGAUGAAAGUAAAAAUCAGAAGAAACCCGAAAAGCUUGAUGUUGAUGAUGAGGAUGAUGAACUCUUUAUACCCGACGACUGGGAAUCACUCAUCAAGAAGAGAAGGGUCUAAGAGGUUUUACAUCUAGUUUGUGGACAUCAUCUCACCUCUGAUUCUGUAAUCGUUAAGCUAAAUGGUAAUUCUUUUUGUAGGCCGUAAAUUGUUACAUGUUAGGACAGAAUCUAUAGUAUUUUGAUUGAUUAGAUGUUACUAACUGUUAUGUUGAUUCCGUUUUUGUGGUGUACCAGUGUUACAACGUGUAAUUGUCAUGUUUUAAAUUUUAACAGAGGGCUGUGACUUUGCAA
This is a messenger RNA of Hibiscus syriacus, 2587 nucleotides long. RefSeq names its product SUMO-activating enzyme subunit 2-like. Lineage: Eukaryota; Viridiplantae; Streptophyta; Magnoliopsida; Malvales; Malvaceae. Gene Ontology annotation, cellular component: SUMO activating enzyme complex; cytoplasm. The transcript is spliced from 11 exons. Gene Ontology annotation, molecular function: SUMO activating enzyme activity. The record is from RefSeq and is a predicted model, not a curated record. Bases 435 to 2354 code for a protein of 639 amino acids. Gene Ontology annotation, biological process: protein sumoylation.